UUUGUGUGUUCACACAAUAAUCAAUAAAACCAUUAAACAGACCCUGCCCUCUUUUUCUGUUUUAUUGUUUACACAAACAAGAACAAGGUAAAUAACCCCUUACAUUUGACACGCAUCUUUUUAGUAAACUAAUCGUGCUCUUGUCUUUACUAGCCUCUCUUUUUAACAUGGACUCUACAAAAUCCAAACGCUUUUCUUUUGCUGGUUUCAGUAGUGGAUUGUCCAGAAGUUUAUCUUUUUCGAGUGGAACCAAAGUAAAAAAAGAGGAAGUGGUGGCUGCGAAAGACUCAAACCAAGAAGAGUUACGUAAAUUAAGCCGAGCCCAAAAAUCCAAAAGUUUAUAUGUAAAGUCGUUUAAUAAAAAGACACCAGCUACACAGUUCGACGCUUCCGAAGCAGUUCAAAGCAACAGUAAAGAGAUUCGUAGCUCCAUUAGAAGAUCCUUGUCAGCAGUUUUAUACGCUUCUCCUCAUUCAACAGAUGAUGACAAAAGCUAUAGCAAUAAAUUAGUGCCUGUAUUAGUGACACCUGGCCUCUCAGAGUCCCUUGGUGGGAUUUUAAUCGAUGACGGCUCCAAAAAUAAAAUGAUGAACAAUGAAAAGACAACAGAAAAGAGUAUUAAAAAAAAGAGACCAGUUGAAUAUGACAAUUCUUUGGAAAUUGUUUCAGAAGACAAAGAAACUACAAUCAUUUGGCAGGGUUACGGAUACACAAUUACAGCAGAAGGACAAGAAGAAGUUUCUUCCGAAAUGAUUACAGAAACAGACUUGGAAUCACGUUUUGAGAAGGAAAUUUGGAAAUCAUAUUGUGGGCUGAUUCAUCCUCUUCAUUUGUUUCAAGAACUGAACGAUGAACAAGUGGUUGUUGACAGAGGUCGUUGGGCAGGUCUAAGUGUAACAGAGUUACGGCGUUAUUUUGAUAACUAUGGCUCCAUGUUAUUAAAGAUUCGUGAAUCAAGAAUGUUGGAACAGCAAAAGCAUUACCAAUGUCUGGACAAUGUAAAAAAAGAAUGGAUUAUACCGGAUAUCACCAAUAACACUAAUAUUACAGUCUAAAAAUUAAUUCAUAAUAAAUUAUAUACCAAUUACUCUUAAGAAGUUUUUACAGGCCUAUUCGUGUGCGUAGGGACGACCUAUGAUCUAAUGACUGGUAAUUCAUAAGAUGUAACUAUGUGAAAUAAAUCUAUGUGUACAUGUACUUGAUCAAUGCAAACAAUUAUCGCUAAUUAAUCAUCAGAUAAAACCCACAAAGGUGUAGGCUCAAG
Messenger RNA from Mucor mucedo, 1264 nucleotides. RefSeq lists its product as uncharacterized. Lineage: Eukaryota; Fungi; Mucoromycota; Mucoromycetes; Mucorales; Mucoraceae. The transcript has a single exon. The record is from RefSeq and is a predicted model, not a curated record. Bases 168 to 1055 code for a protein of 295 amino acids.